GGUCAAAUAGUUCUGUUUGCUUCUCUAAGAGGCGACAGUCAGAAAACACUGCUCAUCCUCUACCAACUGAAGCUAUUUUACACUCAGGAGUCGUUCUUACUUGCAAGCGUUUACUGGAGUGGCAUGCUUUAUAGGAUCAGAUUCAGUAUGGUUUUUAUAUGGGAACAAGCCUCAUCUCUGCAUGUGUGAUAAGUUAUAGAUACUGAUCAGUUCAGACAUGGAAGAUUUAAGAAAAAGCCCAAUGGAUCUCAAGCACAAAGAUCAACCAAUGAAGACUGAAUUUGGCCCUCGAUGUGUAGUUUUCACUUAUUACCAUGGGGACAUUAACACUGUGGUAGAUGAACAUUUUUCUAGAGCUCUAAGCAAUACAAAAGACCCUCAGGAUUUAAGCAUCAAAACUAGGAAUGACGAAAUGCUACAAAAGAAUGUAAAUAAUAUUGCGGCAGAUGAGAUGAACUGUACAUCACAAUGGACAAAGCCCUAUCAAACAACCAAUCCCCUUGGCAUGACAUCAUCUGUCUUGACACAGCUGACUUCACCCCAAGACCAUUAUCCAACGUCAGUUUUCCCCCCACACCAUAAUCAACCUACAGAUUUAUGGCACUUUCAUCAUAUUGGAACUCAGAAUCCCAUUGGUUCUGUAUACCACCCUCAUUCUAUGCCUGAGUACCAAAUGAUCCCAGGAGCAGGCCCUGAUGGGAAAUGUGGCUCGCUUCUUAGUCUUCUACACACUGACAGAUAUCAAGUACCUCUCCAGGAGUCAAUGAUAAAACAAGAGCACCUGUCGCCAACAGCAACAGGACACCAUGGAACAGAAAAUGUGAAUCAAAGGAUGAAUUUACAAGGAGGUCUACAUCCUCAAGAAAGAAGUAAAGAUUUUUUUCAUCCACAAGAUAGAAGGAAAGAUUUAUUCUUUUAUUAAGUAUAUGCUGGACAUUCUGUAAUAUAUAAUAUGUCUUUCAUAAAGUCUGUAUAUUAAUGAUGGAUUCCCAUAAAGGACUAAAACAGAAUAACAGAAAUAAGUGUCAUAGCUAGAAACUGGAAAUCUCUGUCCCUAAAAUUUCUAGUCUAGUUUAAUUAUUUAUGAAGUAUUUGUUAUAUCCAUGAAAGUUAUGCCUUGUAUUUGAAUAGUUAUCUUUAAUUAAUCAAAAUGGGAGUGGCUUAGUGAUUAACUAUGAAUAAUGAAGUAGAGCUUUUGGUAUUUAGGACAGGACAUGAUAUCAAAGCUCAAGUAUGUGUUUAAUCCCUUUUUUUAUAUGGUUGUGUCAGAGUAUGCCAAGA
This is a messenger RNA of Bombina bombina (fire-bellied toad), 1281 nucleotides long. RefSeq names its product vestigial like family member 1 (gene VGLL1). The record is from RefSeq and is a predicted model, not a curated record. Gene Ontology annotation, biological process: regulation of transcription by RNA polymerase II. Gene Ontology annotation, cellular component: nucleus. Lineage: Eukaryota; Metazoa; Chordata; Amphibia; Anura; Bombinatoridae. The transcript has 4 exons. The coding region runs from base 218 to 922 and encodes 234 amino acids.